AUGCUGGAGAAGUGUCUGGAUCGCAGAGUUCAAAAGGACGUGGGACUGCGAUAUCGCCCUCUCACUCCUCGAGUAGCCGUCGUUCUGCUCGGCCGCCCCGUGCGCCACCUUCGAAAGGCUAGUCUGCAAGUGUCCGCACUGGCUGUCCGGUUGCUACAGAUUUUCGGCGUGAGGAAGCACGCAAUAGCUGUCGCGAAGCCAAGGAGCAACGCACAAAUGCGGUGCGGUUAA
Molecule: messenger RNA, 231 nt
Organism: Phytophthora nicotianae INRA-310
Lineage: Eukaryota; Oomycota; Peronosporomycetes; Peronosporales; Peronosporaceae
Exons: 2
Coding region: 1-231 (76 amino acids)
Source: RefSeq, a predicted model, not a curated record